Molecule: messenger RNA, 2130 nt
Organism: Apodemus sylvaticus (European woodmouse)
Lineage: Eukaryota; Metazoa; Chordata; Mammalia; Rodentia; Muridae
Gene: Rell1
Product: RELT like 1
Exons: 7
Coding region: 121-939 (272 amino acids)
Biological process (GO): positive regulation of p38MAPK cascade
Cellular component (GO): plasma membrane
Source: RefSeq, a predicted model, not a curated record
GGGUAGGGGCUGGCGGGGGCCGAGCUCCUGCACUCAAUCCUCCCGGCUGCUCUCGAGCUGCACCGUCUUCCCGGACCCGGGACGCCGCGGCCAGGGCGAGGAGGCCAGAAGUACGCGGCGAUGGCUCCGUGGGGACUCCCGGGGUCCGCUGUGCUUGCUGCUUCAGUGUUCGUCCGAGGCGCUGUGAGUUCGCCGCUGGUGGCCUCGGACAACGCUGGUAGCCGCACGUUACACUCCCGAGCAGAGACCACUCCAUCGUCGCCCACCAACAACGCUGGGAACGGACACCCAGAAUACAUCGCCUAUGUGCUCGUCCCUGUGUUCUUUGUCAUGGGUCUCCUUGGUGUGCUCAUCUGCCACUUACUUAAGAAGAAAGGCUAUCGGUGUACAACAGAGGCGGAACAGGAAGUUGAAGAGGAAAAGGUGGAAAAGAUAGAGUUGAAUGACAGUAUAAAUGAGAACAGUGACACCGUCGGGCAGAUUGUCCACUACAUUAUGAAAAAUGAAGCGAAUGCAGAUAUUUUGAAAGCUAUGGUAGCUGAUAACAGCGUGGGCGAUGUUGAAAGUCCUGUCACUCCUAGCACGCCAGGGAGCCCACCUGUGAGUCCUGGGCCCCUGUCACCAGGGGCCACCCCAGGGAAGCAUGUCUGCGGUCACCAUCUGCACACGGUGGGAGGUGUCGUCGAACGGGACGUGUGCCAGCGCUGUAGGCACAAGCGAUGGCACUUCAUAAAACCCACCAACAAGACCAAAGAGGGACGGCCACGGCGACAAGGCGAGGUCACAGUCCUCUCUGUGGGCAGGUUCAGAGUCACGAAAGUGGAGCACAAGUCAAACCAGAAGGAGCGCCGAAGUCUGAUGUCUGUCAGUGGGGUUGAGAGUGUCAACGGGGAUGUGCCCGUAACACCUGUGAAGAGAGAACGGAGUGACACGGAGUAGCCGCAGCUGCUUUCUGGAAGAGUUCUCAGAGACUCCGAACUUUCGAGAUAUGAAGUCGCCUAGGGAAUAUUUUUAUAUAUUUUAUACAGUUUCUAUCAUGAAGUCAACGGGCAUGCGGAUCAAACCCAAAAGGAAAUAUUUUUUUAUACUAUUCUGGACACAGAAUUCAGUUUGCUUUGAAAGAAGUUUGGGGCUUAAAAGGCGUGAUGAAAAUUUUAGUUCCGAUUCCGAGAGGGAAAGACCUUAAGCUUGGGGACCGUCCCCAGUGGCACAUUCCUGGCUGUUCCGUACACAAUCCGCUCCUCCCUCCGAAUCACAGCAUCAUGGACAGUGGAGCCCUUUACAGCCGGAGCCUGUGUUGGCGUGCUCACGUCUGUCACUGAACCCCGGACACCCCAGAUUCCAGUUUGACUUUGGUUAUAAGAUCUUCGUACAGUCAGUUGGGCAGUUACAGAAGACUCUUGCCUGCAGAAGGUCCUUGGAAGCAUCCAGUGCUCAGAAGCUGAUCCCCCAGGAUGUCAUGGGAUCCGACGGAACCACAGGUACCUGCGCUUCAGAUUCCUGGACCGAGAAUUCUGCACUGACUGCUGCUCCCAUCAGCAGGGCCCUGUCACUCUGGUCACACAGAGACUAUCACUGGUUUUAUUAAUUUAAUCUACACAGUUGUCUUUUAGUCUAAUGGAGGAAAAGGGAAAAUGGCUUAAAGGGGCUCUAAAAAACUGUUUUGACAACCAAAGGCCAAAACAAAACACUCCUUUCUUAUGCAAAUAAGCACUUGCUAGGCCUCUGCUGGUUUUCUCAGGGUCCUGCUGUAACUGAUGCUUAGUAAUGGCUUCCCUGAGUUCCAGGCUCUCUGUGCUACAGUGUUCAGGGGCUAGCCUGGGUGACUUAAGCCAGACCCUGUCUCCCAAUAAAAAAAGUGAGAAGAGGGCUGGGCUAUCCCUCCUCGUAGAACAUUUUCCGCUGUGCCCCACUACGUUUUGCCCUCAGGGCUUCUUUUGACCUUGCUUUAUAAAAUGCCUGAGAUGGGGGCGAGGCAAGCUUUCCGACCUUCCCCAUUGGGGUGAUGCAUUAAGUACUGGGUGUGGUUUUGUUUUCUUUUUUGUUUUGUUUUAAGUUUGGCUGUACAAAAAUAAAAUAGGAAAAACAAAAGGAUUUUUUAAAAGCAUACCCCAGGGCAUUUUCUGUUUC